This is a messenger RNA of Cladocopium goreaui, 2121 nucleotides long. Lineage: Eukaryota; Dinophyceae; Suessiales; Symbiodiniaceae. The record is from the annotation of a GenBank genome assembly.
UCAGACAUAUGGAUUUGCGCCAUGGACCAAUCCCUUUCGAGAUGGUUUGGGCAAGCUCAUGAUCUCUCAACGUGAGAGCCGUUGGGCAGAAUUCACAGACUCAAAUCCCAUUGCCGGUCAAACCGGCGUUGACGUUUCCUCAAAGACUGCCACGCUGAAACGAAGCUUCCGCGACGCCCCACGACAGAAGGAACUGCAACCUCUUGUUCCUUCUUCCAGGGAGGGACAGGUGGAGAGAAGAGAAAGCAAACAUGUCAAUGCCUGGGCAUCACCCAGAUCUUCCGGAGGGACUCCCAAUCAUGAGCCAAUGCUCAAAAGGAUUUUCCUGAACAAGUCCAGUUGAAAUUCAGAUCAUCAACGGCCAGCUCCACAAAUGACGUGAUUUGGUGCCCUCUGACACAAAUGUGGCACUGCCGGCUGGGGGCAGAGUUGGUGAUCUCUUUGAUAACGGGUGUGAUGGACGUGACACCUGACUCGCCCUGCGGGUCUGCAGAGCAGAUGAGGUCACAGGGUGACACCAAUGACCGGCAAAUCCGAGGAAACUUCACCCUGUCUUUGUCAACUCUAGGGGGGAACAUCUCAGAAGAAGAUUCGCAGCUGAGGAUGGAGAGAGAUCUUGUCUCUCAUGCAUUCAGCAGCACCUGGAUUGGACGAAGCUGUGGUCAGACCGACUUUCAUGCCAAGUGGAUAGAUGAGCAAAAGCCCUUGCAUCCCUUGCAAUCUAAACGCAAUAUCCGUGUGUUUGCCAACGCUGCCAGUCUUUGUGUCCAUCCCACCUGGCAAGAUGCGGAUCCCAGCUGUACGGAACUGGUGGAUGUAAAAUCUGAGCCCACCAAGACCUUGGGGUCAUCCCCUCCAGGCUGGCUGGUGUGCUGCCAGCUUCAGCUAAGGGACUCCCAGGGUCAGAACUUACGAUGUCCCAGCCGAGUUCCAGCAAUGGAAGCCGCUGGGCCCACUUUCGGAGGUAUAGGACCUGAUUUGAACCGCUGGAAGCUGGCGGUUCCUGGCUGUGUGACAACACUGGUGAAGAGUGAAGUGGAUAUCAAGAGAGGAGUCCUCAGCUUCAGCUUGAAGGUUUCACAGGAUGCUGGGAGAACAUCUGUGACUCUGAUAGAUCGAUGCAGCUGUGUUCAAACGAAAGGAUCCCCCUUUGCACUGGAUCUAACGCUGCCUGCCACAUGUAGUGAUUCGUCACACUUGGCCAGGGUAGAUGCAGAGAUGCCAGCCUUGCCCGGUUUGCACAAAAUAGCCGCAGCACCAAAUCCACCGAAAGUCGCUGUGAAGACCCAACUUGCCUCGGAUGCAGCACAAAUUAGAGAUGGUGAUCACGGCAGUCAAAGUCCCUCACCCGAAGAUUGCAGACGCGACAGUCCCAAGAAACGUCAAAUUCUGGCUGCUCUGCAGAAAGUUGCAGCGAGGCAGGAACCUGGCAGUCCAGGAUGUCCACCAGGUCUGGCCAUGAACAAGGCAGCUGCCAAGGUAUUGUUGGAGCCCAUGUGUUUGGAAGGGAGGCACUCUCCAAGAGCUAUGGCAGCUAUGGUUGGGGACCAGCUGAGCGGUUUGAACCAUGAGGACCCAACUGACUUGGUAUCCAACACAUCGACAGUUCAGUCUGUGUCCACCCUGCUACAGCACGUUGGAGCUUCAGGUUCAGCCAACCCAUGGCAGUCACAGACAGUGUACGAUGCCUCAUCCCCAAGAAGAUAUAUGCCUUCAGAGCCUCUGCCCAAUUACAGUGGCUGGGGCAGGAAGAAGAAGUCCAAGAGUAAGAGCCCUGCAAAGAAGCAACGCGAUUUCGCAAAGAACUACUGGUAGGAAGUCCAGUUGCAGUGCUGUGUAGCAGGUUGAAAGCAACUUCGAGAAGUGUGGGGUGAAGUAGCAGGUGUUUCCAUAAGAAUCCAUAAGACAUGUUCAAGAGAAAGAGUUAACAAUGAAUAGAGCAUUUUGCUGCUUCUUCAAACUUGUUCAGCCAUGUCCUUGACUUGAAACAUGGACAUGGCUCACUCGCGACUGCAGCAUUUUGCAGCUGCGCUUCGAGAGACAACAAUCAGCGCUCCGAUGUAGAGUAGACUUUGUUUGCAAACCGAUGAUUCCCUUGGGCUGUGUGCUCCGAACAAAAGA